Molecule: messenger RNA, 1162 nt
Organism: Fukomys damarensis (Damara mole-rat)
Lineage: Eukaryota; Metazoa; Chordata; Mammalia; Rodentia; Bathyergidae
Gene: Mc5r
Product: melanocortin 5 receptor
Exons: 2
Coding region: 8-1069 (353 amino acids)
Biological process (GO): G protein-coupled receptor signaling pathway
Cellular component (GO): membrane
Molecular function (GO): melanocortin receptor activity
Source: RefSeq, a predicted model, not a curated record
UUCAGCCAUGAACUCCUCAUUCCCCCUGCGUUUCCUGGAGCUCCACCUGAACGCCACCGAGGGCAACUUCUCAGGAGUGGAGGGUGGGAACAAGUCCUCGCCGCCGUGUGAAGACAUGGGCAUCGCUGUGGAGGUGUUCCUGACCCUGGGCCUCGUCAGCCUCUUGGAGAACGUCUUGGUGGUUGGAGCCAUCGUGAAGAACAAGAACCUGCACUCCCCCAUGUACUUCUUUGUGUGCAGCUUGGCGGUGGCCGACAUGCUGGUGAGCAUGUCCAACUCCUGGGAGACGAUCACCAUCUACCUGAUCAACAACAAGCACCUGGUGAUCGCAGACACCUCCUUGCGCCACAUUGACAACAUGUUUGACUCCAUGAUCUGCAUCUCUGUGGUGGCCUCCAUGUGUAGCUUGCUGGCCAUCGCAGUGGACAGGUACGUCACCAUCUUCUACGCCUUGCGCUACCACCACAUCAUGACGGCGAAGCGUGCCGGGGCGGUCAUUGCGGCCAUCUGGAGCUUCUGCACAGGCUGCGGCAUCGUUUUUAUCUUGUAUUAUGAGUCCACCUACGUUGUCAUCUGCCUCAUUUCCAUGUUCUUCACCAUGCUGUUCCUCAUGGUGUCCCUGUACAUGCACAUGUUCCUCCUGGCCCGGGCUCAUGCCAGGCGGAUUGCAGCCGCACCUGGAUACAGCUCUGUGAGGCAGAGGGCCAGCAUGCGGGGAGCUGUCACCCUCACCAUGCUGCUCGGGGUGUUCAUUGUGUGCUGGGCACCCUUCUUCCUCCAUCUCAUCCUGAUGCUCUCAUGCCCCAAGAACAUCUACUGCUCCUGCUUCAUGUCUUACUUCAACAUGUACCUCAUCCUCAUCAUGUGCAACUCCGUGAUUGACCCUCUGAUCUAUGCCUUCCGCAGCCAGGAGAUGAGGAAGACCUUCAAGGAGAUCAUUUGCUGCCACGGCUUCAGGAUAGGCUGUUGGCUCCCUAGCAGAUCAAACCUGUGUUUCAGACGAGCACCCGUUCUUCUGUGGCCAUUAUUGCAUCAGAGGUGCUUGUGUUGUCACCCGCUUUGGGGAUGAGUGGUGAGAGUUCAUCACUGUCUUUUUGCACCCUGUUGCUUCUCUGGCCCCUGCUGUUUCUGGAGUCCCAUCCAUCCUCCGGCUAGGAAGAGU